GGUGGGCGGCGAGUGGCGCGGGGCCCGAGGGGGGCAGAGUUUGAUUAAAUUCCCGCGAGAGGAGAUGAAGUCGGGAGCGGGAGGCAUCUGGAGGUGUCUGGAGGCAUCAGGAAUGAUAAACGUAAACAUCCAAAGGGCAUGUUUCGCAAGGGACGGAUUAUCAUAACAAACGUGGUCGAGGAUAACCCGGACGUUUUCCUGGUAUGUCGAUAGGCUGGAUGGAUAUUGCGCGACGGACGUGCAAUCGCGAUACGUGUUGCGCAAGUUGAACGUAAACGUUUCGACGUUCGGUGCCCGACGAUGUCGGCGGGCGCGAAGUAACGCGAUGGUCGCGAUGUCCCGCAGCUUUGUGACAGACGCGUGAUAAACGAGGCAGAGGGAAACGAUGAGCCGCCCGAAAUGGGACGUGCUGUGGUCCCCCUUUCACUCGGACCGAUUCAUCACGUGGGACAGCGACACGAUGUUGAAUCUCUACGAGAUCAGUCCGCGUGAUAAUAGCGUACGGGAGAACGAGCAAACUUAUCUGCAGAUUUCGGAUCAUUCCGUAGCGGAGCUGGUCUGCUCCAUUACCAUUAACAGCUACGCGAAAUGCGUCGACAUAUGUCCGCAACCGGAGCCGGACAUCGUUGCCAGUGGCCACGCGAAUGGAAAGAUAGUUCUGAGUACCUUCAGCGUGCCAGAGUUCGAUUAUCAGGGCCUGGUCGGCAGAGAAUUUGUUCCAAAGUACCUGAGGUCGUGCAACGUCGUUGCCUGGAAUCCUGUGGACACCCACCUGAUCAUGUCGGGCCUGGACAAACACAGCAAGGAGCACUCGGUGCUGCUCUGGGACGUGCACCAUUGUCCGAAAGGCUCGGGGGGACCGAUAGUGGAAGCCGGCAUAUCAGAAACCGUACAUUCCGCCGCUUGGUUUAAACACGAGCCAAGAUGUCUGGCUCUCGGUGUUAAUAACAAGCAGUUGAAAGUUAUCGAUUUCAGAGAUUCUGCAAAGGUGGUGAACGUUACUCCUACAAAAGCGAUAUAUAACCUAUCGGUAAACCCCCAUAAUAAUUAUCAGUUGCUUUCGCACGUCGACAAUCUGAUAACAAUCUGGGAUACUCGGUGCUUCGAGAAACCGAUCGUUACAAUAAUGCCGCAACGACAGGUCACAAAGGUGUUGUGGUGUCCCACUAGACGAAAUCUAAUUGGCACUUUACAAAAAGAUUCAGUCAGCCUGCAUCUGUUUGAUAUUCAGUACUGCGGGGUAGAGGACACUGAGCCGGGUGUUUUGGAAAGAGUGGUUUUACCACCGUGGCAUAGCCCCCUAAGUUUUUCAUGGCAUCCGACCGAUGAGAAUCGAUUGUUGGCUAUAUCGCUGCUAGGUGUAACCGAUUAUACUGUAUCCGAGAGAAUAACGCUCAACUGGUCCGCUCGGUCGUGUCUCAUGUGGAAUUGCGCUUUCAAGUCGUUUAAAUACAUACACAGUGAAGAUAGCGUUUAUAAGGAAUUAGAUGAUAUCUCAGUUUUAACCAAGAGGCGUGCUAUGUUCGAAUAUGGCUUGCUUCCGGAGUUGGCUCACAAUGGCGAUAUAGCUGAAAACGAAACUCUAAAAAAUGUAUGGCAAUGGUUGUACCUGAGUCGUUCUUUAGUAGAAGACGGUACUAUACAGAGUCCCGAUAAUAAGCAUCCUGGUGUGAGGACAGUUUUGAAAUUGGAUCAGCAAAAUCCGGUCAAUGGUUUGAAAACUGAACUGAUCCAUCGCCCGUGGACGGAUAUAGGUUCUGGUUAUAUGACAAAGGUUUACAGAUCGCCGGACAGAGAAAGGAGUCUUCUUCUGUGCGGUUUACGAUUUGACAGAGAAACCAAUACGGCGUAUGAUAAUGCGUAUCUGGAGAAGCUCGAGAAGGAAGGCGCGUACGCGAAAGCAGCCGCGUUCGCGGUAUUUAAUCUCUGCUUAAGGCAGGCUAUAGAUAUUUUAAACCGUGGUGCUAGCAAGAAGCAAACGACAAUUCUAAAUAUGGUGGCUAUGGCAUUGUCAGGCUUCUCCGAAGAACGUACUACAUUGUGGAGAGAAUCAUGCCAGAAAUCUAAAUCCCAGUUAUCAGACCCUUAUCUGAGAGCGACGUUCGGUUUCUUGACUGCGGAUAACGAGUCCUAUGAAAGCGUACUUAACGAAAAUGGUAUGGCCGUCGAAGAUCGAGUAGCAUUCGCUCUCAUGUUCUUAUCGGAUAAUAAGCUGCACGAGUACUUGAAAAAACUGACCCAGAAGGUAAUUGAAGACGGAGAUCUAGCGGGCUUCUUAGUUACAGGUGCGAGUAUGGAAAGUAUACAGUUAUUGAGUAAAUACUUGGAAAUCACCUCGGAUGUUCAAAGUUGUACUCUUAUCGCUAUCAGAGCUUUUCCGCCCAAGUUACUACAAGAGAAUCAAGUUCAAGUAUGGAUCACAAGUUACAGACACCUCUUGAACGCGUGGAAAUUAUGGUUUCAAAGAGCCAAAUUUGACAUCGCCAUGAGGUCCUCGACGCCGCAGGAGAGACCGCCGCAACAGAUACAUGUAUCUUGUCACUUCUGUGGCAAAAGCAUAUCAGCUUCCAUGCAAGGGCUCAGCAGGACGAGGGUCCCAUUCGGCAGAUUAGGCAGUACUCCUAACAAAUUAAAGAUGACGGCAUGCCCGAAUUGUCGUAAACCUUUGCCUCGGUGCGCAAUAUGCUUGAUGCACAUAGGCACCGUCAGCGGAUUACAAACAGCUCCCAGUCCCGGUGGCACCAGGAACGAGGAAUGCAAUACGAAACUUACGGAAUUCAACAGCUGGUUCUCGUGGUGCCUAACAUGUAAACACGGUGGACACAGCGAACAUAUAGCUCAGUGGUUUCGACAACACACUGAAUGCCCUGUAACGUCUUGCAAUUGUCGCUGCUCGUCCUUGGAUUACACGCGUAACGCAACUGUGACAUAGUUCUACGGUUUCGCAUGUUUUGUAUACUAUCUGAUCCCGCCGGAUUGACUUUAUGUACAGACGAGGGAAUGCAUGUUUGAAUGCUUUUCUUUUACAUUGCAGCAUUCCUUGUUACUUUUAUGGUAGGGAUAAUAUACCAGAUCAGCUAAUAGAAUGUAAAAAGCAAAAAAUGUAAGAAGAAAUGAAACAUAGUAAACAAUUUGUAUAUGCAAA
This is a messenger RNA of Temnothorax curvispinosus, 3145 nucleotides long. RefSeq names its product GATOR complex protein MIOS-B (gene mio). Gene Ontology annotation, cellular component: cytoplasm. NCBI's taxonomy places the organism in Eukaryota, Metazoa, Arthropoda, Insecta, Hymenoptera, Formicidae. The transcript is spliced from 15 exons. Bases 386 to 2932 code for a protein of 848 amino acids. Gene Ontology annotation, biological process: cellular response to amino acid starvation; positive regulation of TORC1 signaling. The record is from RefSeq and is a predicted model, not a curated record. Gene Ontology annotation, molecular function: protein binding.